AUGAAUGAUUUAAGCUGCAACAGUAUUUGUCAGCUAUUGUGUUGUCCUCCAUUACCAUCUAAAAUUGCAGCUAAGUUGGCAUUUAUGCCUCCAUCUCCCAGUUAUAAACUGACGGAGCAUGCUGAAGGAGGGCAUACUACAUACAGCUUUACUCUGGCUUCAUACUUGAAGGAUUCAUUUAUCCAUUUUGUCCCAGAAAACAUGGAAUCAAUGAAGGCUACAACAAAAAGAGGCAAUAAUAUUGCGAUUCUUUAUAUGCCCAUAAAUUCGUCAUCUAAGCUAACUUUCUUGUUAAGCCAUGGGAAUGCUGUGGACUUGGGUCUGAUGCUUCACUUCAUGUAUGAACUGGGGAGCAAGUUGAACGUUAACAUCAUGUGUUACGAUUAUUCAGGCUAUGGAGUGUCUUCUGGAAAGCCUUUGGAAAAAAACCUUUAUGCUGAUGCUGAGUGUGCGCUAAAUGUUUUAAGAACGAAGUAUUCUAUCCCUUUAAACCAAAUUGUUUUGUACGGUCAGAGCAUUGGAACUGUGCCGACAAUACAUUUGGCUACUCUUCAUCGAGUUGCUGCUGUCGUACUACAUUCGCCACUGAUGUCCGGGUUAAGGGUAGCUUUCCCGAGGCUGAAGCGCAAUUACUGUUGUGAUGUCUUCUCUAAUCUUGCACGCACACCGAAAAUUAUCUCACCUACAUUAGUAAUUCAUGGGACGCGUGAUGAGGUUGUGAACGUUACUCAUGGUUACCGUAUAUGCUCUGCUGUAGCAGGUCAUCUAUUGUUGGAUCCUCUUUUCAUUGAUGGAGCCGGACAUAAUGAUUGCGAACUUUUCCCUCAGUAUCUUUUGCGCUUAACUAAGUUGGUUACUGUGGAAUUACCUCGAUUACUGUCGAAUCCUAAUUCACAGAAUGUUACUGAAGUGGAAGAUAUGGAAGUAGAGUCGUCUAAACUACUGGAAAAAGGAACAGUUAAAGAGGAUUGUCAGGCAGAUUUAUCUAGUUCUAACUCUAUACCGGUUUCGUUAAAUUCUCAUGGGUAUUUUAGUAUGAAUGGCAACACAGUAGGAGGAGAGGAAGACAAAUCAACAAAGGUUUUUUUCUCACAGCCGUCCUGGAAUGUAACCUCAGACUCAAUAUCUAGCAGGCUCAGUGUAAGUAACGUCUGCGAACAGAUACCACCUGAUGAGAUCGUUCAUCCUCCUCAACAAACCAGUCCAACACCAUCAUUAUCAUCUCAAAAAUGCUUUAAGUCCGUUGAUGAUACUAGCGCCUGUCUGAUUGAUGUUAGUAGACGCCUCAAUGAUUCUGAUGUGCAAAAAGGAAGCCAGAUUGUUGUGAAAAAAUGCACGGACCAGAAUGAAGCUGUAGUUUCCCAGUUUUCGGUAGUUACACCUGAUUGUCUGUCUAGCAUUUCACUUGAUGAUUUGCAUUCGCUUCCAUCUGACGUUUGUGACCUUACUCUUCCUCCACCUCCUCCACCACCUACGAAUGGUGAUUCAGAUUUUUUCCAAUCAUCUAAAUUAUUAUGGUCCUUACAUACUCAGAAGAACGGAAAAAUAAAUACUUUGCCUCGGAAGUUGACAUCAAAGUUUUUGGAAACUGAGAUUGAUCAAGGUCAUUCACAAAUGCCAAAAAAGGUAUGGACUUUACCACGCGAAUUUUCCUCUGAAAAAAUAACACAAAUUCUUAACAAAAAACUUCUGGAAAAUAUGGUGGGUAAAUUUGAAUCCACAUCCACAUCUGAUAUUUCUGAUCCAGUGCUAACUGAACAGUGUUCUGCAAGAGAUUCACAUGAAUGUAGAUCCACAAUAACCUCAAAAUUUUCUAACUCUGUGACACUUACAUAG
Schistosoma intercalatum is the source of this 1836-nucleotide messenger RNA. NCBI's taxonomy places the organism in Eukaryota, Metazoa, Platyhelminthes, Trematoda, Strigeidida, Schistosomatidae. The record is from the annotation of a GenBank genome assembly.